AAAUAAAUUCGAAUGAGUAUAAUCCAGCUGUCCUUGAAAUUGAAACUACUUGUACCAAACCUAGUGCAGUGUGGGCAAAAUACAUUGGAAAACAUAACAAAACAAUUGACAUGGCGGAAGCUUUGCAACAAGCUAUGAGUGGGCUAAUGCCGGAUAUUAUCGAGGACUCUAUGCCCACGAUUGUGGAAACUUUGAUGGGGCGUGUAAUGGGAAACAUCCUUCCCGAUGUGGUUUCCGAGAAAACACCCGGUAUAGUGAAUGACAUCACUCCUAAGGUUAUCGAUGAUCUUAUGCCCAAAGUGGCCGUAGAUGCCGUGAAAAAUGUACUUGGUGAACUCAUGGGAAAGGUGGUUGGAGAUCUCAUGCCCAACAUCCUCGGGGAUGAGGCCCGUUCGCUCCCCAAUCUUAUAUCUAAUAUAGUACCUAAAGUUGUUGAAGCGCUACUCCCAAAGAUUCUUACAGCAGCGUUACCAAAAAUAUGGGAUGAAGUAAUGCCAGAUUUUGUUACUGAUAUCAUGCCGGAUGCCUUAGAGAAUAAAAUUAUUAACAAAGUUGGUGAAUCCUUGCCUCGUAUUGUUGGAGAUCGUGUUCAAGAGGUAAUGAGUGAAUCGUCGGAGGAGAUUAAAUGCGAGGUUGUGGCCCCUGUUCAAGGAGCUAUGGUGCCUGAUAUUGUAGGCAAUUCGCUCCCUCAGAUUAUCGACGAAUCCCUCCCAGAUAUUGUCAGUGGCGCCCUUAAAGACGUCCUUGGUGGAUUCAUGUCGAAAAUAGUAGGAGGUGGCAUCUCUGAAAUUAUAGACGAGUCUCUAAAGAAGGUGAUCGGGGGAACCCUGCCCGAUAUUUUUGACGGUUUCAUUGAACGCAUCAUAGGUGGCGCUCUUCCCGAUGUUGUUACUGAAAUAGUACCCGACCUUAUCAGCAACUCUGUGUCCAAGAUUCUCAAAAAUCACAUAGGGGAUAUUAUCAAAUUAUUAAUUGCAGAUAAUUUUGGGAGUAUUGGAAAAUUUGUCGUUGACCUCGUAGGGGAGGAACCGCCUCCGGAAUAACAUUAUAAUGACGUGGGAUUGCGUUUUCCGAUCGUCUCUGCCACUUUUUUCAAUAUUAAGACUACAUUGGAAACGACUAUAAUCAUGCUACGUGUACUUUUUUAUUUAUUUUACAGGACCAUCAGCAUAAUAAUUGAUAAGGGGUAGUGUCAAUAUUUCAAUGUCCGUCAAAAAGUAAUAAAUUUAGUAAGGUCUUAACCCACUCCCUCUUUUAAGGAAAGUCAAAAUGAUGAUCCGCGCAUGAUGUAUUAAAGGAGUCAAAAUGUUGAUUUGCGUGCAGUGCAGUGUGCACAAGUUAAAGUUUUUUGACGGACAUUGAAAUAUUAACCCAACCCUUAGAAAGUUUGAAUUACGUAACGUAAGUUAGCCAUAAAAUGUGAUUACAUGUAUAUCAAAAUGUGGACAACAGAAGUCGAAGGAUUACUUUACCAAUAUGUAAGUAAUCAGAUGACUGCAUUGUUGGCUAUAGAUUGACUCUACAAUCUGAACGACCUAUUGGCUGUAACAGUUGAACA
Molecule: messenger RNA, 1558 nt
Organism: Owenia fusiformis
Lineage: Eukaryota; Metazoa; Annelida; Polychaeta; Sabellida; Oweniidae
Source: the annotation of a GenBank genome assembly